CUCCAUAGCUUUUCCCUCGCUACCAUCAAUCAACACAUUCACUCACCCAUGGUCAUGGCUCUUAAGCUCUUCUCUUUCCUUUUGCUCUUAACACUCUCCAUCUCUCUGCAGAUUCAUGCCAGAGAAAGCCAGUUCUUUAGCAAAGUCCCCAGCACUUCCAACAACAACAACAACAAUGUUCAGGAGACCACACUCCCCAACACACAAGAACAGAACCUGAACAAACAGCAACAAGAGCCCAACUUUGUCCCGGAGACUAAUCAAAAGACAACGCUCAACUAUCAGGAACAACAACAGCACACUCUCGGUAAACAACAGCAAGAACCAACUUUUAUCCCGGAGACUGAAAACGGCUACGGAUUAUACGGCCACGAAACCGGUCAGUUCCCUCCCACCACCUCCGCUUCACAAAAAUAUGAACCCUACAACACCCCCACCACCUCCGCUUCACAAAAAUAUGAACCCUACACCACCCCCACCACCUCCGCUUCACAAAAAUAUGAACCCUACACCACCCCCACCACCCACAGCGGCGGUACCUAUGAGCCCUACACUACGCCCACUACCACCAGACCAAAUAAUGAACCCUACACCAGCUCAUUUAUACUUGGGAUGUGGACUGGGAGUUAUGAACCCUACACCACCCCCAUCACCUCCGCCGCGGAAAAUUAUGUACCGUACACUACCCAAUCUCAAACCCAAGGAAGCUACAACAACAACAACAACAACUACCGUGGACACAAUAACGACAACAAUUAUUACUACAACAAGAAUGCUUUUUGGACGAAGCCCGACAACAUGGGCGGCUCGAAGUACCAGGAGAAUGGCUACACCAGCUUGGCUAACCAGAACAAGAACAGCAAUAACUACUACAAUAAUGGCGGCAACAAUGGUGAGAAGCUAGGCAUGAGUGACACGAGGUUUUUGGAGAAUGGGAAGUAUUAUUACGACGUUCAGAAUGAGAAGAAUAAUUAUUAUCCGAAUCAGUAUCAGAAUUCAGGGAAUCAGUACAACAGUCGGAGUUACAAUAGCAACAACAAUGAGAAGACUUACGAGUACAAUAACUCCAUGGAAAACAACCAGAACCAGUAUGAGUUUGAUGAGCUCCAAGAUUGAUCGGUCGAUCGAUGUUCGUGUAGUCUACACAUAAAGUAUCGCGCGUCAAUUCCAGCAAUGGUGUUUGAUUAGCUUCUAAGUUAAGUUGUUUAUCAGGAUAAUUAAAAGAGUUUAAAGAAUUAAAGAAUGAUUUAAUUAUUGGGGUCUUGUGAUCUUGUUUUCGGUUUUGCAUAGUAGUUGUCAUCAUCAUCAUCAUCAUCAUCGUCUUAAAAGCUAAGGUAUGAGAACAUGUAUGUUUUGUUUGAUUUCGUUCAUGAAUUUAAUAAUAUGUAUAUUGUAUACAAAGCUUUCACGUUCCUGCA
Pistacia vera is the source of this 1418-nucleotide messenger RNA. Its product is annotated as protein E6-like. The coding region runs from base 49 to 1116 and encodes 355 amino acids. The record is from RefSeq and is a predicted model, not a curated record. The transcript has 2 exons. Lineage: Eukaryota; Viridiplantae; Streptophyta; Magnoliopsida; Sapindales; Anacardiaceae.